This is a messenger RNA of Guyanagaster necrorhizus, 1170 nucleotides long. RefSeq lists its product as uncharacterized. The record is from RefSeq and is a predicted model, not a curated record. NCBI's taxonomy places the organism in Eukaryota, Fungi, Basidiomycota, Agaricomycetes, Agaricales, Physalacriaceae. The transcript is spliced from 2 exons. Bases 1 to 1170 code for a protein of 389 amino acids.
AUGUCUCGUGCCCUCGGUGCUGCAUUUCUGAACCACCAGGUUGAGCAGCUCGAGAAGACAGUCGUGUCGAACGGACCUGCCUCGGGCAACUGGCGGGACAGGAAACAGACAUCUUCUCACCUGGUGGCACCGCCGCACAAACGUGUUGCAAGCUCUCCCAACGGAAAAACCAACAAUCGGAGGAGAGGGGGGGACGUUCCCAGUGCGCCGAAGGAGAGAGACGCCGGACCUCGUGGUGGCAGGAACUUCGACUCCGUGCCCCCGAAAAGGCGCUUUGCAGGUGAAGAGAAGCAUGAGAAGGAUGCCGACGUUAUCAUCGUCGAUGCUAGCGUUCUAAUCCAUGCCCUGGACAAUUUGAAGAAGUGGUGUAGGAACGAUAGAGAGGAGGUCGUUAUUGUGCCCCUUGAAGCCUUGAAUACUCUUGAUCUUCUCAAGAAAGGGUCCACCAUGCUUGCUCAACGAGCCAGAGCCGCAUCCAGAAUACUCGAGGCCCAAGUCGGUGUCAACCCUCGCAUUCGAGUCCAACAAGAUAAUGCAUUUGUACUCUGGGACAAGAUUUCCUUCAAGGAAGGUAGUCUCUCCGAAGACUCGAUUACGGAUGCCGCAAGCCACAGCCCUCAUGUUUCUCCGGAAUGGGUCCGCCGCACAAUUUGCAGUGCCCGUUGGGAAUCCGAGCAUGCUCAGGACACUACUCCGUCCUCGAAGGUCGCCGAUCCAAAGGUCAUUGUCGCAGUCUGCACCACAUCCCAGAGCCUCUCGCCUCCGCUGGUGCCCGUGAAGCUCUCCGAGUCGCCUACCGAGUCCGCUCUCACUCCAGUUCCACUUCCAGCACCCACUCAACACAACUACAACAAGCAUGAACCCCGGUCUAGUGGGUCCCUUGUGGCUUACUGGGCCGCACGCGCGGGUCUCGAAGUCAUUGAUGUCAAGCCUACUGCCGCCCCUACCCCGAACGGGAAUGUUCGCAGCUCUUCCGAGGAGGAACGUCCGAAGAGGAUUGCUGUGAAUAAGGGCCGUCGGGGCCCGGCGAACAUUGGCACCACUGACUUCUCCAAAGGUGGACUGGUUGAACGAUCACCUGCCGUCUUGGCGAUGAUGGAAAUGGUUUCCCGGCCUAGCAAGGUCGUGAGGGUACUCGCUAGAGGUGAGAAGUUAGAACCUGACCCGUAG